This is a messenger RNA of Mauremys reevesii (Reeves's turtle), 2226 nucleotides long. RefSeq names its product trans-2,3-enoyl-CoA reductase-like. Lineage: Eukaryota; Metazoa; Chordata; Testudines; Geoemydidae. Gene Ontology annotation, molecular function: oxidoreductase activity, acting on the CH-CH group of donors. The transcript is spliced from 11 exons. Bases 49 to 876 code for a protein of 275 amino acids. Gene Ontology annotation, biological process: very long-chain fatty acid biosynthetic process. The record is from RefSeq and is a predicted model, not a curated record.
UCAACCCAAGAACCAUCCAGUCCAGUUUUCUGCAUCAAACAGUAGCCGAUGCCAGAUGCUUCAAAAGAAGGUCCCCAGUGGAACCCUUCCCGUAUUGGCCUGCGACUAGAACGCAAUGGGCCCUAUUUGAAGGAUUCCGUUAGCAUUCAAAGCUUGGCAGUUUCCUCCAUCAUUACGCUGUAUUUUACAGAUCUGGGUCAGCAGGUCAGUUGGACCACAGUUUUUCUGACUGAAUACAGUGGGCCUCUACUAAUCUACUUGCUCUUUUACAUUCGUCUCUCAAGUAUUUAUGUUGAAGAGGAGAGUACGGAGAGCUUCCGCCACCCAGUAGUUCACUUGGCCUGCUUCUGUCAUUGUUUACACUAUGCCAGACAUCUUCUAGAGACGUUAUUUGUUCACAAGAUUUCUGGAGGGCACACGCCUCUGAAAAACAUGAUAAAGGGCUGUGCCUUUUACUGGGGAUUCACUUCUUGGAUUGCUUAUUAUGUCAAUCACCCCAGAUACACUCCACCAUCAUUUGGCAACAGGCAAGUUAUUUUUGCUGCCCUCACUUUUCUGAUGUGUGAAGCUGGAAAUCAUUUUAUCAACGUCGCUUUAGUCCAACAAAAUCACUCAGGGAAUAAAGCCUCUUUUCCAAGUCCAACUUACAACCCCUUCACAUGGCUAUUCACACUGGUUUCCUGUCCCAACUACACGUAUGAGAUUGGGUCUUGGAUUAGUUUUACGGUGAUGACACAAACGCUGCCAGUUGGAAUUUUUGCUUUCCUGAUGGCCAUCCAGAUGUCCCUCUGGGCCCAAAAGAAACACAGGCUCUACCUGAAGAAAUAUAAUAUGGGUUCACUUAGGAAAACAGCCAUGAUUCCAUUCAUCUUCUAAGCUCUUAAACAGUGAAUAUGGGAUUCUACUGCUUGGAGAACUGAUUCUGGAAACAAAUGAACUCUUUCAUUUAGUAACCAAAGAAGACUUAGGCAAGAAUUGUUGGGUAUCAUUUUCAGACAAUUAACAUCAGAAGUGGGCAUUUUGAAUUAAGUGAACAGAAUGUGGCUUUGAACCCUCGGUUUGUGUUAGAAGAUAUGAUUGAAUUAGAUUUUGUGCAAUGGAGCUAAUCAGGAAGACAGGAAACUCUGUCCUGUGAAUGUUGGGCCAAAUCACCAGCUGGUGUCAAUGGGGGUUGCUCUGUUUCAAGCCCGUGGGGUGAUGCUGAUCUGCUCCCUGUGAGGUUAAGGUUCAAUAGCAAAUGCAGAUCAGAUUCUGAGCGUUUUGCAUUGCAGGAAAUGCCACAGCUUUAACUGCAUUCAAAGCAGAAUGUUCUGCGUAAAUCCCUCUAAGGUGUACCACCAAACAGUGUUGGUUUAUAGAGUAUUAAUUAGGGUAGCUUUGCAGUUUUGUUUUACUGAACCAAUUUCUGAUGACUAGCAAGUUGUUUGAUGAUGCAAACUGGCUUAAACUCAGCACUGUGGAGAAGUCUGUUUUUUUUUCCCCAGGAGGCAGCAUGGCCUCAGCGGAUCAAGUGAGUAUCAGGCGAAUGAAGUUCUAAUUCCAGUCUUAUGAACAUAAGCACUAGCAGAAUGGGUCAGACCAAUGGUCCAUCUAGCCCAGUAUUCUGUCUCCAACUGUGGCUGGUACCGGAGUGUCAGGGGGAGUGCUCAAAACAGGGCAAUUAUGGUGUGAUCCAUCCUUCUCUUCCCCUCCUGGCUUCUGGUAGUCCCAGGUUUAGGGUCACCCCAAGUAUGGCCCACCUUGCCAUGUAUGUGCUCUUGUGCCAUGAGGAAAUCACUUGAAUCCAGAUGAUGACACCAACUCUCAUGCUGAAUUAAUCACACCAGAAUUAAUGGAACUGUUUGUGCAGUAAGUUUCUACUCAGUGUGAGUAAUGGGAUCAGACAUUGGUCUGUAACCUCUCAGUGCCUCAGACUUUCCAUCUCAGGCUAACAUUUAUCCUCUGUUUAUAAAGCACUUUGAGAUCGUGAGGUGUAACCUGUACCUAAAAACUAAUUAUUCCUGAAAGGGAGAGGAUCCCCACCAGAAUUCAGGGCCUAUCUUGGUUCAAACAUGCCAGGGCAGAUACUCAGCUGGUGCAAGUGGGCAACGCUUCAUGAAUCUCGUUUGGCAUCGCGUGCAUCUUGAGGUUGCUUUUGGAAAUCAAGCCCUGGUUUGAGUUGCUUAGUCAGUUCUUUCUUUGCUUUUCUUUUUUGAGUGUCAUUAUUCUUUUCAAAGGGACGGUCUU